Messenger RNA from Perca fluviatilis (European perch), 4070 nucleotides. RefSeq names its product retinoic acid receptor, alpha a (gene raraa). NCBI's taxonomy places the organism in Eukaryota, Metazoa, Chordata, Actinopteri, Perciformes, Percidae. Gene Ontology annotation, cellular component: transcription regulator complex; nucleus. The coding region runs from base 453 to 1799 and encodes 448 amino acids. Gene Ontology annotation, molecular function: nuclear glucocorticoid receptor binding; nuclear receptor activity; RNA polymerase II cis-regulatory region sequence-specific DNA binding. The transcript has 8 exons. The record is from RefSeq and is a predicted model, not a curated record. Gene Ontology annotation, biological process: retinoic acid receptor signaling pathway; regulation of transcription by RNA polymerase II; cellular response to corticotropin-releasing hormone stimulus.
CCCUUUCAUCUUGACGAUAAGGAAUGGCCGUGCUAGUUUCCAGCCUCCCCAACGCCUCUCGCAAAUAAGGCCUUUCAACUUGUUUCGCAAUACCAGAGAAAGGAAGGAUAAAACACUCUACAGUCCUCUUUUAUACUACUUUGCUGUGUCUCUUUGUUUCUUUACUCACUCAACCCUUAACACACACAUUCACUAAACUAGCAGGAUUUUUUUUUCUUGGUGACAUCUACAGCUGCCGUUUUAAGGACACAAGCACUCAAGUUUCCAAACCAAAAGGAGAUUCUUUUUUUUUUUUUCGCCCGGCUUCGGUCUUUUGGAAUAUCUACUCAUGCAGUGUCCCUAUGGGGGAUUAAACCAGUACAGGAAUCCACACUGACUUCACUUUGGCCCUGUUAGAUCUUGUUAAGGUGGUUUUUCAGCGAGGUCUGUGACUGGAGGUGGACUGAGCCAUCAUGGCUGGGAAGGGCAACCCAUUGCCGGGCCCCCACCUCAACGGCUUUCCCAUGCCCACCUACUCCUACUUUUUCCCCCAUAUGUUGGGGAGCCUGUCGCCUCCAGCUCUGGCAGGACUGCCCAUAAGUGGGUACAGCACCCCCUCACCAGCCACGAUAGAGACCCAGAGUACCAGCUCAGAGGAGAUAGUGCCCAGCCCGCCUUCACCUCCCCCGCCACCCCGCGUCUACAAGCCCUGCUUUGUGUGCCAGGACAAGUCCUCAGGGUACCACUAUGGUGUCAGCGCCUGUGAGGGCUGCAAGGGCUUCUUUCGGAGAAGCAUCCAGAAGAACAUGGUGUAUACUUGUCACCGGGAGAAGAACUGCAUCAUCAACAAAGUAACCCGCAACCGCUGCCAGUACUGUCGGCUGCAGAAGUGCCUGGAAGUCGGGAUGUCCAAGGAAUCAGUGAGGAACGACCGGAACAAGAAGAAAAAGGAUGACAGCAAGAAGCAGGAGUGCACAGAGAGCUACGUGCUGAGUCCCGACACAGAGCGAAUGAUCGACAGGGUUCGCAAGGCACACCAGGAAACGUUCCCCUCUCUCUGCCAGCUGGGCAAAUACACUACGAGUAACAGCUCAGAACGACGUGUAUCCUUGGAUGUAGACCUGUGGGACAAGUUCAGUGAACUCUCCACCAAGUGCAUCAUAAAGACAGUGGAGUUUGCUAAACAGCUGCCCGGCUUCACAACGCUUACCAUCGCCGACCAGAUCACUCUGCUCAAAGCUGCCUGUCUGGACAUCCUGAUACUCCGGAUAUGUACACGCUACACUCCAGAGCAAGACACCAUGACUUUCUCAGAUGGACUCACGCUAAACCGAACCCAGAUGCACAAUGCCGGCUUCGGCCCACUUACCGACCUGGUUUUCGCCUUUGCCAACCAGCUCCUUCCUCUAGAGAUGGAUGAUGCAGAGACAGGGCUGCUCAGCGCCAUCUGUUUGCUGUGUGGAGAUCGUCAGGAUUUGGAACAGGCAGAGAAGGUGGACGUCCUGCAGGAGCCCCUCCUGGAGGCGUUGAAGAUUUACGUAAGGAGGAGGAGGCCCCACAAACCACACAUGUUCCCCAAGAUGCUGAUGAAGAUCACUGAUCUGAGAAGCAUCAGUGCUAAAGGAGCUGAGCGUGUCAUCACCCUGAAGAUGGAGAUCCCCGGCUCCAUGCCCCCUCUCAUCCAGGAGAUGCUGGAGAACUCAGAAGGUCUGGAAAGCGGAGCCGCAGGCGGCCGGCCCAGUGGUGCCCCCCCAGGCAGCUGCAGCCCCAGUCUGUCCCCUAGCUCUGCCCAAAGCAGUCCAGCCACACAAUCGCCGUAGUAGCAACGGCCCACCUUUUUAUUAUUCACACGAUGCUCUCUGUCUCCUCCCACAACGCUCUAAAGAGGAGGGGCGAAGGUGGGGGGGGGCCUUGACCCUGAAUGCUGAACACAGGAGACUGGCAGAGCCAACCUCCUUCUCUCCUACGACACAAAUCCCCAGCUCCUGAUCUGCUUUCCCUCACUCUGGAGCAGCGUCCUGAUGUGAGGGGAGGUAAGGCCGGGGCAGGCCGGGGCAACAGGAUGCCUCUGAGAGAACACACCGUAAACACUGCUGAUGACUCCUCCUCCGUCUCCCUCCACUCUCCCCUCCACUGCUGCUCCUCCCCUCUCCAUCUUUCUCCAAAAGACUAAUGGAAACCAAUCUGGAUGCAGUGGCGACCAGUUUCGAAUGGAACCGAGAGUGCGUGGGGCACCGUGGGACAAAUGUAUGAUCAAGGACAAUGCAUAAAGACUGACUUGACAAACACCAGACACUUUUUUUGUUGUACUCUGAGGCAGACUGCAAGUUUGGGACUUGUCAAAAGACCCCCCUCCUCCCCCCCCUCCUCAAAGACUCUGGGUCUUUUCUCUUUUUCCAACUUCAAAAAAACAGAUUUCGUACAAAAGAUAUAUAAAUAUAUAUAGAAAAAGUAAGAACUAUUGUAAUUGACAUGUCCAGAACAGAAUGGCAGGUUGAAACGAGGACAUGUUUUCUGAGAUUAGAAAUUGUUGUACUCCCUCACUGUUUGAAUCUUUUCAUACCCAUCGAGAGUAUUGAGAGAGACCUUUCAGUUUGAUCACAUUUGUACAUUAUUCUAAUUAACAAAAGGCAGAAUGUUGAAAUUUAUCUCCAGUCUACACAUGCAAACACACAACAACACAUGCACACACACAUACACACACAAAUGUGCACAGAAAACAAUUCGCAAUGAAUAUCACCUACUAUUCCAGGUUGGAUUUGUUUCCUUUUUUCUUUCUUUUUUUUUUUUUUUCCAAAAGAAUGGAAAAAAAUUAUUGUAUGAGCUUGGUUGUAUGAUAUGGUCACAGGUCCUUUCAAGAAACAAAUUAAUGAAGAUUCAUUAUUAAGGUGUAUUUUAAGUAGCCUUUAAGUUUGUGUAUAUAAGCUGUAUUCAUUUCUUUUAAAACUAUGAAGAGUUUUAGGCUUCACCUGAUUUUUUUUUUUUUUAAGAAUACCUUUUAUGUGUUUUGUUUAUAGGUUUGUGAUGCAAGAAAAGACAUUUUGAGCACAUUUUACUGAAGGAAGUUCUUUCAUGUUUUGUGUCCUACUAAAUACUGGACAGACCCUUAACCAAUCACUGGCUGUUCAGAAUGUGGUUUUCACAGACAAGUUCAACCUCCCCCUCCCCCCCCCCCAGCAUAGCUUUUUUUGGCCAUGUAGCAGAAAGAGAUGGUGUUUCUGAAAAUGGUAAGCCAGAUGCCACUUGUAGCCUGCCAGGUUCAAGUGAGCCACAGCAGCUCAGCUUCAAAGAGAGUUAAAAUGUGAAGAAUGGUGUACAUACACACUGUAGUAAAACACAAGUGAUUCUCAGUAGUCUCUGAAUGGAUCACUAAUCUGUAGUGGAUGGGAAAAGACUAGAUUGUAGUGAUACCUCUGCUGUGUCAGUUGUCAGGCAAGUGAAGGUCUCAAAUGUGAUGUCUGUCAACUAUGUCCUCACAAAAUCUCCCCCUGACAACCUGUGGUAGAAAUGAUUAUGUGACUUUUUGCCGGACCCAGAGCAACCUCACACCCUGUGACUCACUUUACGCCAAAACGCCUUCACCGUUAACACACACACAUUUCAUCUAGACCAUCGUUACUGUAUGUACACACGCCAAUGUCUCAGGAAGGAAUCAUUUUGUGUGCUUGGGCUGUUCUAUGUUCUGUUCUGCACCCCCUAACCCUCCUAUCACAGAUGCACACAUACACCCACUUCUGCUACUGAGCCCCUGAAUCUUUCUUCAGUCACUCAUUUUUGUUCGGCCUGGCAGACCAGGACUUGUGCAGAGAGACACUUAACCUGACCCCGCAACGUUCCGACAUAGGAUGCCAGUGUGGAGUCUCUCCGAGUCGUUCAUGUGUUCUUUUUAUUUGUACGGUCAAAGCUGCUUUCAUCAUUUAGGACUUCACCUGUCCGGAACAGCGCACAACUUUUCCCUCCACAGCUAAUCUGGAAUAGCAACAGACACACCGUCAGUUUGAGAAAUAUGGAAUAUGUUGCAAUUUUGUCAAGAUUAUCAAGUGACUUUGGAAAAAACAAAACAUAAAAAAAGAUUAAAAAAAUAAAACCAA